Molecule: messenger RNA, 4782 nt
Organism: Ceratosolen solmsi marchali
Lineage: Eukaryota; Metazoa; Arthropoda; Insecta; Hymenoptera; Agaonidae
Gene: su(sable)
Product: suppressor of sable
Biological process (GO): negative regulation of DNA-templated transcription
Cellular component (GO): nucleus
Molecular function (GO): metal ion binding; RNA binding
Source: RefSeq, a predicted model, not a curated record
GGUGACGCACGUCGCUGCUGCUGGGCUGCGCCGCGGAGCUGCUCCGAUCCUCAGAAUAGUUCCAGAUGUGGCCAUGUUUAGUUUAAAACUUUGAAGUUUCGCUCGACUCAUCAUAAUAUAUUACGACUUUGAUUAUUUUUUGCUCGAGAACAAUACGAAUCUUAUAAGCAAAAAAACAAACCGAUUUUGCCUGCUGUUCACUGCUGCCCGGAUAAACUGAAAAAUUGAGGUGGAAAAGAGUAAAACGAAACGUACACACUUUGCAAAAUGGAGAAGGAGACAUACUAACAGCCGACAUUUUUAUUUUGCAAAAACUUGCAUCGCGCUAAACAAGUACAUACACACGCAGAAUAAUAUAUACGUACAUAUAUGUACGUCCCAGGGAGACAACGACGAUACAUAGUGACGUAUGGCGUAGAAAAACGAGAAAAAGACAAACGUUCGAUCACCAAUCGAUCGUUUUUAUUUCUUCGUAAAAAUAAAUAUUAAAAGAAUAACGAUUAAAAAAUUAUGGCCCUCGAAAGUGUUUCGGCGUCCGAGACUGUAAUUCAAAGCAAUGAUGAUAAUGAUUUGGAGGAUGGAGAGAUACCCUCUGAUGAGGAUGACGAACCAGUUCCGGUUGUUGAAGCAGCUAAACCAGCUUUGGAACCUCCAAAAUCUACAUCAGGAAAGACUGAAUCACCAAAACAAAAAAGCUUUAAUAAUAAAUUUGGCAAAAAUAGAAAGUCUGGAAGUUCAGAUAGAUUGAAUAGACAGAAAGGUGCAACCAGUGAUGAUUGGGCUGGAGAUGUUGAAAAGGCUAUUAGGGCAGCACUCGAAGAAGAUAGAGGAAAGAAUCAUGAUAAUAAAUCUAGAAAUAAAAGCAAUAAAAAUAAAAAUAGGAAAAGAAAUCAUGAAGAUAAAGAUGAUGAACGUUCUAAAGACCAAAAGAAAAAAAAAUUAAGCGAUGAAGAGAAUGCAAAUGAAGAUGACGAUGAAAUGUUAUUUGUUCGUGGUGCCUCUCCUAUUAGAAAGGGCUCCCAUGAAAAUUCUUCUCCUAGAGGUGAUCAUGAUAAUUACAACGGCGGUUCAGAUUAUGAUGAUCGACCUGUUUCUAAUCGUCAUAGAGAAGACAACAAACGAGGUGGCGGCAGAUGGACGCAAGCGAAGCAACAGCAAGACCGAAAUAAAAAACUUUCCGUCACAGCUGGGCGCAGGGGUGCUAAGAAUGAUCGAGGUGGAAAAAACAAGAAUAGAUCCCAGAUUCGAAAUGACCGAAACAGUCGUCGUAAUCAAAAUAAUGAUCAUAAUCAGGAUCCAGAUGCAAUAUGCGUAUAUUACAUGCAGGGUAAGUGUCAUCGCGGCGAUGAUUGUCCAUUUUCACACAAUGCACUACCACCAAGAAAGAUGGAGUUGUGCAAGUUUUACCUAAUGGAUUGUUGUGCUAAAAGGGAUAAGUGUUUGUACAUGCAUCACGAUUUUCCUUGUAAAUUCUUCCACACCGGAUUAAAAUGUAAUGCUGGUGAAAACUGCAAAUUUUCACAUCAAUCUAUGAGUGAGCAGGUGAAAAAUAUUUUAUUAAAACAUUUAGAAACAGCUCCAAAGGAAAUAUUAGGAAAUUUUCCACGAUUAAGUAGAGAAGGUGCAAUGUAUUUAAUAAAUAAUACAGAGAAAAAUUUAGCUCAAGGACAAGAUGCAUCAAAUCAAAAAAUUCCGAGUCUUUUUGAACUAAAGGUUCCAACUCCAAAUGAUAAUGUACCUAAUGAGUCUGGAAAAGACGAUGGUGAUGACCAAACAUCGAAUCGGGAAAGGAGCACGUCGUCGCACAGAAAAUCGUUGUCUGGAAAAAAAACGCGCUGGGGUUCAGACGAGGAUCGCGUUCCUUUUGAUAUGAUUGUACAAUCGGCUACUCAACUUGGUUUACAAUUAGGCAAUAAUCAAGACAAUACUCGAAUAGGAGGUGCGGUAUCCGUGAACUUUUAUGGUGAGGGCGGCCCUAAUGAUCCUAUUAAAAAAGAAAGAGAGACAAAAGAAGAAUCACAUAAAGCAAAGGAUAGCCCAAUAAAUGCCGUGGAAGCUGUUGCAAAAGAUAUAGAUUUGAGACAAUUGUUGGCAGGAGCAACAAAUGCCAAAGUGUCGCAUGUAGUUAGUCUUGCAGAGGAAGCAGCAACUCUUACCAAGUCGAAGCUCGAUGAUGAAAGUGAUCGUGAAGAAGAGACGAAUCUCGUCAUUGAAAUGCCAACUGACGAUGAAGAUAAGGAUAAGCUCACGGGCAAAUUACAAGAAAUACAAGAUAUCUCAGAUAAUUCGCUAGACAAGCCGAAAAAUUCACCAACAUUAGCCACCCAAGAUAUUCCUGCAAAUUUACCAAAAAAGACACAAGAGCUGUACAUGCGAAUACAGCAGCAACAGCGAGAAGCGCAAGAUAGUUUUAAAAAUUUGGAAAACAGUGAAGAUCAGGAAAUCAGUCAAGAAGACUGGUAUUCGGAUGAUGAUAAUGACGAUGACGACGACGACUAUCAACUAACAAUCGUGCUUAAAGAUAUUCAAAAGGAUGAAGAAGAAGAGGAGGAAGAAAGUAAGGAACAAAAAGAAGACUCUAUUAUACAGCCGUCAAGUAUACCUCAGCCCGCGGCUAUUGUAGACAAGCUUGGUGACUUGAGUAAAAUUGACAUAAGCAUGGAAGUAUCAAAACUAUUAUCUUCGAUCAAGGCGCAAAGCUCGUCGAAUAAUCUCAAACAGGAUAAAGAGUCUGGACCAAAAAGUAGAAAAGAAGCUAAUACAGAUAGCACCAAGUCUAUUGCGUCAGAUAAUUCACAAUCGGAGUCUAGUAACAAUAGUCCAAGAUUAUCGCCCAGUAGGACAUCUAGUACGGCAGUUUCAAGCCAAUCCGGUAAUGUAUCCAGAGACCCGCGAAUGAGUCGCGACCCUCGUCAGCGAAGGGAUGAGCAGAGGCAGUCUGUUGGCAGUGCUGCUAACUCCAGUCAAUCCACUGGUAAACAAACCGAGAGUAAGGAGUCGCGAUCCAUAAGGCUAGAGACGAGCAUUUACAGCUCGGGCAUUAUAGCCCAAGAUGCAGCAAUGGAUACAGAUCUUCGUGCAAAGUUAGAUCAGGAUCACAGGCGAAAAGAUAUGGAUCUAAGGUGUUUUCCACCCGGUCCGAGUUUUGGUGAUACGGAUCUGCGGCUAGUCGGCGGACACUAUCCAGUUGAUGCUUCAAAGUCAGGAGACGUGGAUCUCAGACAAAUGCUCACUUUGCCAUUUAAGCCUGUGCCAUCACACGUACCUUGUACAGAAAUCGAUGCAAGCAUAACUUCUCAUCCGCCCAUAUCCUACAAGGUGUAUGUGGUGGAUGUACCUCGGCCUGACUACACAGGUCUUAAACUGACGAGGAACGAUCCUCAAGUAAAAUACGAUCCGAGAUUACGUAAAAUCUUUCGACUGGGCAAAGAUGAUCUAGCAGAUUCGCCAAUGUCACCACCGCCAAUAAAAAUAUUAGACACGCCCAAAUCGCCACCGCUUGUUCGCACUGAUCCACGACGAAAAGCUCUAGAGGCUUCGGUUCAUCCAGCUCCAAAAAUUAUACCUACAACUAUGCAACAACAUCCCGUACAAGAUCACUCCAAUAUUUCUGGUAUGUCUAUGAACUUGGGACCUCCUUAUAUGCAAAGCCCGAAUAGCAUGUCAGUUCAGGUGAUGCAAGGCAUGGGACCUCCACCUAUGAUGAUGCCAGGCAAUCCGAUGAUGGGUGGUAUAGGUCCAAUGAUCCGCGAUGGUUCGGCAAUGAGCAAUAACGGUGGACCAAUGGCUCCUCCGCCAAACAUGAGGAUGAGCGGUAUGGGACCCCCAGGGCCCAAUAAUCACCAGCAACAACAGCAUCCAGGGCCUCCUCAAAACCAAAUGAAUCAAUAUGAUCCUCGCUACAAUGCCCAGAGGAAUAGCGGUGUAGGACUCUUGGGUGCUGGACCUCAACAGAUGGGUGGAUAUAAUCAAGAUGUAAGAUCUCAAUAUGAUGGACCACCAGGCAGAUAUCCAUCGGAUAGUUUCACGAAUUAUGGAAAUGCUCCGAACCCAGAUCGGGGCUUUAAUUCUGUUAAUCAAGUUGAUGAGUCAAAUUUUGGAGGAAACUCUGAAUGGAAUGGAAAUCAGGGUAGAGUUAACAGGAAAGAUAGAAGACGAACAACCAGAGGAAAAUUUGGUGGACUGCCCCGGAAAAAAGAUACGUCCUCAUAAAAAUUAGAAAGAAAGACGUGACUAUUUUUCAAUGUCCAUGUAUAUGUACAUCUUGUAUAUUUGUAUAGGAUUGCGUUCCUGUAAGCAAAGCAAAAUACUUUUACUCAAAUAUGAGAGUCAAUGGUGAGCAAAACAUUGUGGUUUGCAUUUGUACAUAAUGCACAGUUUAAGAAGCCACAUUUAUCAAUUCGUGCUAUAUAAAAUUUUGUUAUAUAUCUUAGUUGUAUGAACAAAUCAAGAACUAUACUAUCACAUUUUAUUAUUCUCGUAAAUCUUACGACAUAGGAUGAAUAUAUAAAAUGUUUUUACUGUGGGAAACCAAGCAUUUGAGAGCUUCUUAUAUACAGUAAUGGAAAAGCAAUUUAAUGUUUAAAGAACAUUAUGUAUAGAGCGCAGAUAUGAUUGCAUAAUUUAAAUGAGUAUUUAUUGUACAUAUUGAAAAAAAUUGAAAGUUCUAUGAGAUUGUAAGUGUUUAUUAUCGAGAACUUAUGACGGUUCUGAUAAAACACAUUUAGUACAUGAAGCUCCCUAAAUAAAGGUUUUUUUUCUAUAUGACUGAAGUUUAUUUUU